Molecule: messenger RNA, 4887 nt
Organism: Anas platyrhynchos (mallard)
Lineage: Eukaryota; Metazoa; Chordata; Aves; Anseriformes; Anatidae
Gene: DCPH1
Product: acidic residue methyltransferase 1
Biological process (GO): DNA damage response
Cellular component (GO): nucleus
Molecular function (GO): phosphatase activity
Source: RefSeq, a predicted model, not a curated record
CCCCGGCCGCCGGGCCCCGCCGCCGCCGCCGCCCGCCGCCCGCCGCGCCAAUACCGUCCGGCCGCCGCGCCCCGCUUCCGGGGGGCGGGACAAGAUGGCGGCGGCGGGGACGGCGCUGCCGGUAACGGCCCUACCGGUGCCGCUGUCCGGCAGGUUCAAGGGAUCAUUUGCAUAUUUUACAAUCAAAGACAGACUGCCCCAGAUCCUCACAAGAACUAUUGAUACUCUGCAUCGACAUAAAAAUGAAUUCUUUGAAGAACAUGGUGAGAAGGGUGUUGAAGCAGAGAAGAGAGCUAUAUCUUUCCUUUCCAAAUUACGGAAUGAACUUCAAACAGACAAACCAGUGACUCCAUUAGAAGAUGAGCUGCCUGAUGCCAUGCUGUGGAACCAAUACCUUGACUACCAACGAAAUUUAUCAAAUGGAAAUGGAGGACCAAGUUGGUUUCAGUCUCCUUGGUUAUAUGUAGAGUGUUACAUGUAUCGAAGAAUUCAUGCAGCGUUAGCACAGAACCCACCUAUUGAUAACUUUGAUGUAUUUAAAGAAGGAAAGGCUCAAAAUUUCUUCGAAUCCCAAGGGGCUAUUAUUGCCUUAUGCACUUACUUUCAAGAACUGCUUAAAAACAUCAAAGAUCUAGAUGAGAAGCAACUUCAGGAGGAAUUUUUUAAGCUACUGCAGGUGUCAUUGUGGGGCAAUAAGUGUGACCUUUCUUUUUCAGCUGGUGAGGAAAGCUCUCAGAAAUCUAGUCUUCUACAAUGCCUGGAAGAUAUGGUACCUUUUAUCUUAGUGAAUGAUAUGGAAAAGCUUUGGUCACUACUUCAAAAUGCCAAAAAUAGAAAAACAGAUAAAUGUAAAGUUAGAGUUGAUAUAAUCCUGGAUAAUGCUGGAUUUGAACUUGUAAGUGAUUUUGUGUUAGCUGACUUCCUGUUAUCAUCAAAGCUAGCUGAUGAAGUUCAUUUCCGUGGAAAGAGUAUUCCAUGGUAUGUGUCAGAUACCACAAAGAAUGAUUUUAACUGGACUAUAAAACAGCUUCAGGCAGCUAAUCAUAUGUGGAUGUCUAGAUGUGGGAUUAACUGGGAGGGCAAUUUGAAAAAGGGCGUUUGGGUUUACCACGAUCACAUGUUUUGGACUUUGCCACAUGAUUUUUCCAGUAUGGCUGAGGUUGCUCCUGAUUUGUAUGCUGAUCUACAGAAGUCAAACUUGCUUCUUUUUAAAGGUGAUCUAAACUAUAGAAAAUUAACAGGAGAUAGAAAAUGGGAGCACACUGUUCCUUUUCAUCAGGCCUUGAACAAGUUUCAUCCUGCACCUCUCUGUAGUUUGAGAACACUGAAAUCUGACACGCAGGUUGGCCUGAAACCUGGACAAGCUGAACAAAUUCAGGCUUCUGAACCUGAAUGGAUGAUAAGUGGGAAAUAUGGGGUGGUUCAGUUUGAUCCUGCUCUCUGACUCCAGUUCCUAAUAUUCUGGCAGAUAGAUUUAGUCAAAGUUUUAACUUUGUUAAAAAGUUCAACUUUCUCUGUUCUAUGCUUGGCUUCAGCAAAUUUUUGUUCUUGUUUGCACUUUUUCUUCCAAACAAUUUGUUGUUGUUGUUCCACAAAAGACUUCUUGGUGUUCUGUAAAAGUUCACAGUUUACAUAAAUCACUGCAUUUCAACAUAUUUUGUGUUCCUAUUGUCCAAUGUCAGCAGAAGAUGUUUAAGGUGAACAUUUGGUUGUCCGUAAUUUUUUUUCUUCAUCAUUGAGUAUGAGGGUUUAUGCCUAACAAGUGAAAAAUCUGCUUUGGAAACAGUUUUCUCAACUGCAUCUUUGCAUGUAUUUACUCACUUCAGGAUAUUUUGUUCUCCAUGUGCCAUCAAUUGCAUGAAAGCUGAUGUUUUAGCAAAAGCACAAAUGAAUUAUUUUGCAUAUGGUCAUUGCAGGAACAUAUUUUAAAACUGCUUGAAAGAGUUUACUUCUACUUUUUACAUAAAUUGUUUUUUAUGUGCUGCUUGUGUCAAUUGACAAAGUACUUUCAUUGUUUUUUAAAUGGUUGUCUUAUUUGAAAAUAGCAGUACGUUAAGAGAAGAGUUUUGGGGUGAUAUCUGGUAAAUGUUGAAUCUAAAUUUUAAAAUUAAACUUAAAUUUCGAUUUUUAAAAUAGAAGUGGAUGUUGCUAACCAUUUUGCUUGGAAGAGGGGAGUUAUCCCAUCUGGUAGUAGGAAAAUGGACAAUUCCAUUUUAAGAGUGGGGAAGGUUUUAUUUAUCUAAGAAUCUCUACCAAAAACAACAAAACACAGUUACCUUGCUAACUGGAUUUUAGAUUUAAUAAAGACUUGAACUGAAGGUGGCCUGUUCACCACCAGUGUUGGUGGUUCAAGUAUUGCUGCCUCUUUCAAUUGUCAACAUUGUCAAAUAUAGUGCUUUGUAUUUUUUUAAGAAGGAUGCCACAUUUUUUAUGGGGGAAAUAUAACCCCAGUUGCACUGAGAAGUACAAUAUAUACUAAAGAUACACAUGCCAUAUAGGUUGCUGCUAAUUAGAGUUGUGUCCCAUUUUCUUUUCCUCCAACCCAGUCUCAGUUUACCUCACUCAGAAGCUGGGGGAAAAUUUGGAAUAUUUUAGUGAUUUUUUUUUUUUCAGAGUGACAUGAAAGGGAAAAUGCAGUAUCUGUUUCUAAAGGAAAAAUUAAAAAUAGAUUCUAUUGUCUUAUUUUAGUUGUUUGAAAUAGGGCCUUUUUGGAGGGCUGAUAUGAUGGCAGUGAUAACUGCAGGUUUGUUAGAAAAUAGCAAAAUUUCUCAUAGCAUCUGUCUUUCUGUCUGUGCUGCUGUCUGGAGCUGCUAAAAUGAGUAGAACUUGCUGCUGGUAACUGGGGUCGUUAUGUUACAGAGAACAGGAGUAACCCACAGGUAGAGAAGCUUCAUCUUCUAUUUUAUAGAUACAGUGAAAUCUUACACAACAAAAAGGAGGACACUGUAGUGGCCUUACUUAGCUGCAUUCUGGAACUGAAGAAACAUGUGCUCUAACAAAGGAAUUAGAAUGGCUGGAUGGUGGAAGGUGGACUAAAAGCGACUUCUGCACUUAACAGUUAACCUAAGACAAGAGUAAACUUUGGUAGGUCUAAAGCUAUUUUAGCCUUUGAAAAUGAAGCUGGAAUCCCUUCUGGUCAGUGAAAUCACUGGCAAAAAAAUGUCUCGUUUCCCAUUCUGACAUGCAGAGAAUCAGUUGGUGCUAUGAGAUACUGUGUUCUUAUAAUAAAGAUCAAUAUAAUGGAUAAACGCACUCCAGUUGCUGAUGACUUUGGUUAUUUGUGUUUGUGUUCUUCUUUCUUUUCACUUCUGAAAGUAUAUUCAUAUUUCAAAGUUGCAAGGUCAAAUAUUCAAAAACUAAAAUGCUAGGAAUUUCAGGAGGCAAUACAAUACUAAAUACUGGUGGGAUUCUAGUUUUGGGACCUGAACUUAGUCAUUUCCUUUGUAUCUCUGGCUUACUACAUCUAAAGGAUGAAUUCAUGUCCAUCCCCAACCAUUUGAAUAACUGUAAGUUAGAAAUCCAGUCGAGAGCUAAAGGUCAGAUGGACUGUCUCUGUCCGGAGAGAGCUCAGGGAGGCUCCAGAUGUGGUGCUUUGAUCAAAUACAUAAAUGGUAUGAUGAGUCUGGGCACUGGAGCCCCAGUUUCUCAUCUUUGAAAAUGCUGUUAACUUGUUUCAAAUGCACUUUGAAGCAACAGCUUUGGGUCAAGAGCAGAGAGGUGGAUGUUGUGGAAUAGGUGCACUGAAAACUUCCUGCCUAGUCCAAGGAAGCAAAAUAAUUAGCAGAAAGAACCUGAUCUUCUCUGGAUGGAUGAUUUUUGAGGUGCUCACUUAAGCUGCUGGAGAGGUUUGAAAGUUGUAACUCAUUUUGCAGUCUAUUAAGUCAGCAUGUCUUUUACCCCUCACAAAGGAAAGUUUUGUAAUUAUUAGCGUGACAACCUAAUUACAUCAAGAAUACACAUACAUAACUUCCAGAUACCUAAUUGCUUGGCUUCUAUAGCUGUAACUGCAACGUGUCAUUUACAGACAGGAUGGAAUAUGCAUUACACUUUUCCAUUUGUUGGUUGCCUGUUACAAAAAGUUUACAAAAAGUAAAAUUCAGAUUUCCAAUAGAGAAAAGAAGCGAUGCUGAAAUGCCGGUGUUAUAUUCUCCCGUGCUACAAGGUAGGAGCAGGACUGGUACUCUAUAGGUUAUAGGUUAGUUGAAAAUAGUGUAUACAUUUAGGAAGUGCUUUCCGAGGUAUUCAGCAUUAACUACUUGUGUAAGUACAGCUUCAUGAAAGGGAAACCUGUGCCUACUUCAUUCAGGUGGAAUAUACUGUUAUUAGACAGCAUAAAGCAUGUGUUACAACAAUAGCAUACGUUAUAGCAUAAUUAUUUUCUUGAUUGUCCAGGAAAGUUGCUUCUGUACAUCAGUUAUAACUAAUUGCCCAAAAUGCUUCUACAACAUACCCCAGGAGCUACUAAUAUGUAUACCCAAAUUCUUGAGGUUUUCCUUUCAUGUGCCAUUUGAGUAUUUAUAGCAGAAAUAAGGGCAUUUUCAGUAAUUCCAAGGACCACCACAGACCAAUGUCUUUUGACACAUUUUUUUUUUUUGUGUGUGUGCUACCUCUUGAGGAACUGUAUUUGUAAAUCAGUUCUUGAGAGAUAACAAUGACUUCCAUCUGUGAUGAAACAGUGGGAAAAUUAGGGUCACUGGCACAGCAAAAGUCAGUAUAAAAACCAAGUACUUCAUAAUUGGUUAGGUAAGAUAUGUACAACAAGUCUAUGUAUUUGAGGCUGUAAGAUGAGCUGUUAUAAAAUAAACUGAUCUAGAAAAUAAGUUGAUGGUAUGACUGGAAACUGAUUUAAGAAUAUUGAAAUAAAUGAUAUACUUCUGUGCAAAAGUU